Culex pipiens pallens (northern house mosquito) is the source of this 675-nucleotide messenger RNA. RefSeq names its product thioredoxin domain-containing protein 17. The record is from RefSeq and is a predicted model, not a curated record. Bases 153 to 560 code for a protein of 135 amino acids. The transcript is spliced from 3 exons. Gene Ontology annotation, cellular component: cytosol. Gene Ontology annotation, molecular function: protein-disulfide reductase [NAD(P)H] activity. NCBI's taxonomy places the organism in Eukaryota, Metazoa, Arthropoda, Insecta, Diptera, Culicidae.
UCAUCGCGGGCGAAUCGGACGGAACGUGCGUGUGCGUGUUUCCCGGAGUUUCGGGUUUAAAAGUGAAAGCAGCGUCCACCCAAGGGGUCAAACAGUCGAUAUCGGUUGCCGCGUUUGGAGAUAGUUCUGCUCCGCGUCCGUUGCCCCAGUGUAUGUGGUUGAAUCGUGCCGCCAGGAUGGUUGUCAGACAUCACGUAAAGUCGUGGGAGGAUUUCACGAAGCUGGCGGAAAGCCUCCAGGGAAAGGGGGAGCCGGUGCACGUCCUGUUCACCGGUGAUAAGGACGAGCAGGGGAAUAGCUGGUGCCCGUACUGUGUGAAGGCUGCACCCGUCGUCGAGGAGGCCCUCAACAGUGGCGUGGCCGCGGAAAACAGCCACUUUAUUGCGGUGGAAAUCGACCGGCCCUUCUGGAAGGAUCUGAACAAUCCGUACCGCAAGGAUCCGCGCACGAAUUUGGUCUUUUUGCCCACGCUGCUUCGCUGGAAAUCGCCGCAGCGGCUCGAUGGCGAACGGGUUUCGAGCAAGGAUCUCGUCGAAAUGCUGCUGGGCGAUGAGGAUUAAAGGCGAGUCUCUUUUUCUCCACGAAUGUUUCGGAUCAUAAAAUGAACAAUAGCAAAGCAACAUCCCUUUCUGUGACAUCGGUUAUAUAUUAAAUGGUCAUCACUUACUACACUAA